Tetrahymena thermophila SB210 is the source of this 2955-nucleotide messenger RNA. RefSeq lists its product as hypothetical. The record is from RefSeq and is a predicted model, not a curated record. The transcript has 6 exons. Lineage: Eukaryota; Ciliophora; Oligohymenophorea; Hymenostomatida; Tetrahymenidae.
AUGAAAAUACGCUUCUAGCUGUACUAAUAAACCAUAACUUUAAAUAAUAGUAACAAGUAAAAGCACAAAUAAUUUUUAGUAAUUAACCAAUACAAAAGUAGAAGAAAAUUUUACAAUUUAAAUUUAUUAAAUAAUAGAAGUGUAAAACCGAUUUAGUAAGUAGAAGAAGAAAUGAGACAAAAUCUAAUGAUAAAAAAAUUAGAUACUCUAUCCUUUUAGGGUGAUACUUAUGAUAAUAUGACUCCAUACAGUAAAUUAUAUUUGAAGAACGAAGAUGAAUUAUUAAUUAAAGCGUAGGAGAUAGAAUAUAACGAAGAAGGAGCAUUAUUUGAUUCUCAGCAUCAAAUGGUCAAAGAGCUCAAUUUCGUGCCUUACUUUAAAAUAGAUUCUACCUUACGUUUUAACACUCAAAAUAUAGAAGAAUAAACAAGAGAAAAGAAAAUUACUUGGUAGGAUUUAUCUAAAAACAUAUUAGAUACACAAGGAUUGAGUAUACUAAGUCCUGUAAAUGAUGAGAGAAAAUUAAGCACUAGUUUUAUGAAUAAAUCAGCUUUAAAAAAAUUAAAUCUAAGUUAAAGCUUAAGUGGAAGUGUUAUUUCAAAGCAACAGUAUAUCAAUAAAUAUUUUAAGGAUUCAUUUAGAGUAGCAUAGGCUGCUGCUAUUGCUGCUGCUGGAAAACAUAAUAGUAAAAGUAAGACAUCAAGUGCCAGAGAUGUACUUAAUUCAUGUGCUGAAGAAAAUACAGAUAAUCUUUCAACUGAAAAGAAUACCAAAGCACCAAGUUUUAGGAGAAAGAGUUUAUCUAACAAUUUUGUUUACUUUUCAAACGAUAUGGAGUAAAAUCUUAGAUAAAAAAACUAAUUUUGGAUAUUUUCAGAUGUUGAAGAAAAUUUAUAGAAUGAGAUCAAUUCAAAUAAUUUUCCAUAAAGUACAGAUUCACAAAAAAGAAAUAAUAAAACAACAACAAAAACCUAUGCAUAAAGAAGAAUGAACUAAAAUAGAGGCAAUACAUACAUUAACUCUGGAUUUACGCCAAAGAAUUAGGCGAAAAAAGAAACAAAGAUAAUUGAUAAUAUUAAAAUGAGACCUAAAAGCUGUUGUUGCAACAGAUGCGGACCUGAAUUGAAUAAAAACAAAAAAUUAAUUUCACUUCCAUUUAAAACAGCUAUUUAGAAUGCUGUUGAAAACAGUAAAUUAGGAAUUAAUACUGGUCUCAAAUGUAUUGCUUUUAUUGGAAAGGUUAGAAGAUCUAAAUAUAUAGAUAGCUUAAUGUUUAAUUAACUAAAUAGCUUAUAAAAUAAUUUAGAAAACCCAUAGAUUUUGCAACCUGAAAAUACCGAAGUUGCAAACUAACAAACCAAUAAGUAAAAAAAAAAUUCAUAUAGCUUACAUAAUCCUCUUUAUCUUUCUUUACAAAAUUAUAAUAAUAAUAAUAACAACAAUGGCAGCAAUAGAAAACCAUCACACCUUUCGUUAAACGAAAAUGGAUAAGCUAAUUAAAAGAGGCUAUCUUAUGUAAGUAAAGAUCAAGAAGAUUUAUCUAAUAGUGAAAAAAAAGAAAGAUCAUCAAUAUUAAAAGUCUCAAAUUUAGAAAUUAUUAAUGUUGACUAAAAUAAUUAGAAAAAAGAUCAAAAGUUAAUUGAAGAUUAACAAUUUUAGGACUAAUCUUAGAUUGUAAAAUAAUUUACUUUUUAGACUUAAUCGAGCUAAUCUGAUUUUGAAAGUUAACAAAACUCGCAAGAAGAUUAUAGUGAACUUUCCUAACAAAAAAUUAAUUUUAGGCAAUCUUAACUAUUUUCUACAUAGAAAAGCUUAAAUAAAAUAGUUAAUAAAAAGCAAAAAGUUCAAUAAAUAAUAAGUAUGCAUAAGUAAGCGAGUAGAGUAGGAUAGAUUACUAAAUUAGCAUUAAAAAAUGAAAACUCAGAAGGUAAAGAUGGAGAUUACUAAAGCUGUAAGAAAGCUGAAUAAAAUCAAAAUGAAUAAAUAUAAACCGACAGAGUCGCUUAUCAUAUAUCUAGUACAAGCAAAUAAGAAAGAAAUAAUUACAAAACUCAUACUAAUUCGAUAUUUGAAGAUAGGAUCUCAUAAAGGAUUAUUUCUAACACUAAGCUCCAACCGAUAUCAAAAAUUAAUAUAGAGAACUAAUAUAAAAUGUAAGAUAGAAGUGCAUCAUUCAAAUAAGGCAGUUUUAACAAUAACUAAAAUGCUGGAAAAGCAUUAACUUAAAAUGAAUGUUAUUAUUCCCAAUAAUUAUAAAUUUCAAACAAAUAACUUCACUAAAUGGUAUAUUUACCUUUAAGAAGUUUUAAAUAAAAUGAAAGUUUAACUGAUCGUACUUCUUAAUAAAAGUUAAAAAAUUCAAUAAGAGUUCAAACAUUGAUUUAAAAUGAAAAGGAAAUGGGCAAUUUAACUGAAGAUAUAAAAUCAUUUGAAUCAAUACAUACCUAAUUCUUAAAUACUACUUCCGAUUCCUUCAAAGAACCUAAACUCAUAUAAUUUAAAAGAAGGAUUCUAGAUAAAGAGGAGUAAAAACUUGUAUCAAUGAGUUAGAGAAGUGAUUAUAAAAUAUAUCUAUAACAAUAAGAUAGUGAAAGACAGCAUACAUUUGCUCCUAAACUGACUACAUCUAAAGACUUUCUUUCAAGAUUUGUUUAAUAAAAAAAAAAUUAAAACUCUUUGUACUUUAGUAAAUAAUACUAAAAUAAGAAGUUUAAUAAACUGAAUAAAGCAUAGAUAAUUGAUUUAAAUGAUGAAAAAUCAUAAUUGAAAAUUUAUUAAAAUAUUGAUCAUAAAAUAAUAAAUGUAAAUAGAAGUGAUGACAGAUAAAAGUAUUUCUUACAAAAAAGAGAAAAUGAAUAACAGUAAUAAAACUACAUUAAUAACGAUUUCCUACAAAAGAAAUAAAACUUGGACUCAACUCCUUCAUCUUAUUCUCAAAAUCUUAAAUCUUCUUGA